CAAUUUGACAUUUUAUAAAUGGAGGUGAUGAUUAUUAAUUUUAGCCGCAAGCAGCAAUUUUAAAGUCUGUUAUUAGGUAAAUGUGUGAAAAAAGAAAACAUUGGAAAAACCUGCAUGUAAUUAAAUUAAAAUUAUCAUAGUUUAAUGUUCGAUGGCGCGUAUUGACACGAUGACGACUCUACGUGAUCGCCAACUCAAUGCUUUGAAACAGAUGCUCAAUCUGAACCAAACAUUAACAAAAGCAGUAGCUAACGAGCCAUCAUGGAAAGUUCUAAUAUAUGACAGAGUGGGUCAAGACAUCAUUUCUCCGCUUAUAUCCAUAAAGGAACUUAGGGAAUUAGGUGUCACUUUGCAUGUGCAACUACACUCAGACAGAGAUUCCAUACCAGAAGUUCCUGCAGUGUAUUUUUGUACACCCACAGAAGAGAACUUGGGCAGGAUAUGCCAAGACCUUGACAAUGGACUCUACGACCAAUACCACUUGAAUUUCAUAUCACCUAUAACUCGGCAGAAGUUGGAAGACUUGGCUGCAUCUUCUAUACAGUCUAACUCUGUAAUGAGUAUUCACAAAAUAUUUGAUCAAUAUUUAAAUUUUAUAUGUUUGGAAGAUGAUUUAUUUAUAAUGAAACACCAGCAGUCAGAUUCACUAUCAUAUUAUGCAAUUAAUAAAGGAGAUACCAAGGAUACAGAAAUGGAAGCAAUCAUGGAUGAAAUAGUUGAGAGUUUAUUUUCAGUAUUUGUUACACUUGGUAACGUUCCCAUUAUAAGAUGUAGUAAAGGCAACGCAGCGGAAAUGGUUGCGAAAAAGUUGGACAAAAAAUUGCGGGAAAAUCUUUGGGACGCGCGAAACAAUUUGUUCCAUGGACAAACGGGCACUUUCAGUUUCACUCGCCCUAUGUUGAUACUACUGGACCGAAAUAUUGACAUGGCAACACCGCUGCAUCACACUUGGACCUAUCAGGCUUUAGCGCACGAUGUAUUGGACUUAUCACUAAAUAGAGCAGUGGUACCGGAAAGUACUGGACCAGCGAUACCAGGCCAGAAAACCAAAACUAGAACAUGUGAUUUGGACUCCAAGGAUCCGUUGUGGUCAGAGCACAAAGGGAGUCCUUUCCCCACUGUUGCAGAGGCUAUACAGGAAGAUUUGGAUAAAUACAGGAGUUCAGAAGCCGAAGUGAAGAAACUGAAAAGUUCAAUGGGCUUGGACGCGGAUAGCGACCUCGCUCUGAGCUUGGUCAGUGACAAUACACAGAGGCUAACGAGCGCGGUCAAUUCGUUGCCACAACUCAUGGAGAAGAAACGUCUCAUUGACAUGCACACCACUAUUGCUACGGCCAUCCUCAAUGCAAUCAAAUCAAGGCGACUGGACUCGUUCUUUGAAUUGGAAGAAAAGAUUAUGAGCAAAAGCAGCGGCGUGGAGAGCAAGGCAGUGAUGGACCUGAUCUCCGACACCAGCGCUGGCACCGCCGAGGACAAGAUGCGACUCUUCAUCAUCUACUACCUGUGCACGUCGCAGCUUCCAGACGAAGAGUACAAGAAGUUCGAGUCAGCUUUAGUGGCUGCUGACUGUGACAUAAAGCCGCUGGUGUACAUGAAACGGUGGAAGAGUUUUACGAAAAUGUCGAGCCAAGGUCAAUAUGAAGGUGGCGGUACCAAAACAGUUUCCAUGUUUUCGAAAUUGGUCUCUCAAGGGUCGUCGUUUGUGAUGGAAGGAGUUAAGAACUUAGUGGUUAAGAAGCAUAAGCUGCCGGUGAGCCGCUGCGUGGAGGCGGCGCUGAGCGGCGCGGAGUCGGGCGGCGAGUGCGAGCUGGCGUGGCUGGACCCGCGCGCGGCGCGCACGGACGCGAGCGUGCGGGCGCGCGCGCCCAAGCACCCGCCGCCCAGCGACGCCGUGGUGUUCCUCGUGGGCGGCGGCAGCUACAUCGAGUACCACAACCUGAUGGACUUCGCCAAGCAACAAGCAACGAGUGGCAUAGCGAGGAAGAUCAUCUAUGGCGCCACCACGUUGCCGCACGCGGGCCAGUUCCUGAAACAACUGUCUCUAUUGGGAGAGGAAAUGCAAUAAACAUUCCUGGUUCUUAGAAAAUAUAUGUGAAAUAAUAAUAUAAAUACUAUAUAGACUAAA
Messenger RNA from Bicyclus anynana (squinting bush brown), 2125 nucleotides. It is a transcript of the gene Slh, whose product is annotated as protein sly1 homolog. Gene Ontology annotation, cellular component: Golgi membrane; cytosol. The record is from RefSeq and is a predicted model, not a curated record. Lineage: Eukaryota; Metazoa; Arthropoda; Insecta; Lepidoptera; Nymphalidae. The transcript is spliced from 11 exons. Gene Ontology annotation, biological process: intracellular protein transport; endoplasmic reticulum to Golgi vesicle-mediated transport. Gene Ontology annotation, molecular function: syntaxin binding. The coding region runs from base 152 to 2065 and encodes 637 amino acids.